UCUCUCUCUUCUUCAUCACUCUCUUCUUAUUUUUUUUUUUUUUCCUUUUCUCCCAAGCAACGAUUUUAUCAAAGAAAACGGCACCGAAAAUAUCCUUUAUCAGCAUAGAAAUAGAAUAAAUAAAAAGGGGAAUUCAACUUUUUAUACUUCUGCAACUGAUAAGAAUAAAUCUCAAAACCCUAUAUGCUUUUGGCCGUUUGAUUCCCAACGUCGUCGUCUCAUCCUCGUUUUUUUUUUUCCUCCGUAGUAAAUAAAAGUCGUCAUCUUCUUCUGUUUCACUAAUCGCCGAGACGACGACGUUUCAGCGCCGAGAGAGAGCAUCAUCCCCGAUGAAGCGCUUUUUUGUUUACUACACAAGAAGUGUGGUUUAAGUUUGUCAGAGCAGCUGUUUAGUUUUUAGUCAAAAGAAUAGGAAAGAACUUGUCGAACUAACAACAUGUCUAUGGAGAACAGAGGCGUGUACAGUGAUCGUCUCUCCUCGCAGAAUUUGGUUAUGCAGUUUAAUCUCCAUGGAGUUAUUCCCCAGCUAUUUUUUCCGGAGGAACUAUACUGGAUUAAAGUAGUUAGCCCUGUCGAUUACAGUUUGUGAAUAUUAGAUAGUCUUUGUAGAUAAUGGAGUCAAAGAGAGUUAAAGUUGUUGAAAAUGGCCGUAGGAUUGGUGUUGACUUACAGAAAACAAAGGCACCUAAGUCUUCGGCUCAGGUAAUUAGAGCAACCAAGAAGAAGUUGUCAGCACGAUCUGACAGUAUUUCAUCCCUGAACAAAACAGGAAAGAGGAAAAGACAGGAUGGGCGCAAGACAAAUUGUCAGUUGCACUCAACAAAGUCUUUGCUGAAGAACUACUCAAACUUCAUCAAGAGUGGGCUGCCAGAGCGCUUUCUGCUUCACGAGAAUGGCGAGUGGACCGAUUUUCCUCAAGACACGGUGGACUUGGUCAGAACAGAGUUUCGAGUCAAGAAUCCUGCAAUUGAGAUGAAGUUCCAUGGUGAACCUGUGAUCCUAGAUAUCUUAUACAUGGUCCAGGUUGAGCUGACAACUGGUUCACAGAAACCUAUAGCUUGGAUUGAUGAAGAAGGUAGAUGCUUCUUUCCUGAAUUAUAUGGGCAUGGACACUGCCAAACUGAGGCAGAUAGAGAUGAAGCUUUUGUUGGUAAUGACCUAAAUGGAUCUCAAGAAAUCAAGCUACAUUUGGAGAUAGAUGUAAAUGGACUUAAUAGUGGUGAUUUGGAGGAGGUAGAAGAAUCCAACAUUGGGGUCAAGAAGAUGAGGAUGGAGCAAGAAUCUGUUAAAAAUCCUAGACAGUUAGAUGAUGAAGGCAAGCAGGAUGCUUACUCAGAUGCUAAAUUGAAUCAUACUGUUGGGGAUAAUAAUCGUAUUGGUGGAGAUUUCAUGGAAGCUUCAUCCAAAAUUGUUGAUGCAGGAACUAUUAGAAAUAUGUUCCAGAAGGCAACAAAGCCAUUCUUCAAAGUGAGCAUAUCUGGAAUCAAUAAAUGUUCUAGUAGCUUACUGCAGACUCGGUUGGACCUUUUUGAGAAGCAGCUUGAAAUUAUCAAAAAGGUUCGUGGGAAUGCCAAUGUCCAGUAUGCUUGGCUUCCUUGUAGUAAAGAUGCAGUGUUUAGCAUUAUGACAUAUGGGCUUGGGCAUGGGUUGCCUGAACCGAGGAUCAAAUAUGGUAUUGGAGUACACCUCAGCAGUGUAAAUUGUGCAUAUUCCAGUGUGAGUAAUUGCGAUGUUGACGAAAAUAGAGAGCGAUAUGUGGUACUUUGUCGUGUCAUAUUGGGAAGUAUCGAACUUCUCCAACCUGGAUCCCAACAGUGUCAUCCAAGUAGCGAAAAGUUCGACACUGGAGUUGAUAAUUUGGAGAGCCCAAGUCAAUAUAUUGUCUGGAAUAUGAAUGUGAACACUCAUAUCUACCCAGAAUAUGUUGUCAGUUUCACGGUGCCCACAGAUACUGAAGGUGGUAUCAUACUCGGAGCUGAGGUUGCUGAAGAGAACCGACUUGAUUUGUCUGGAGUUACUAGUCAGGAGCCUCAGGGGAAAUUGCAGCUGGGUCAAGCUGCUGUUCAGCGGGGAAGAGAAUGUCUGCUUAGCCGAAGCUCUCAGGCUGAAGCUGCUACUAUUGGGUUGAGCAGCUCCAAGGCUCCUAAAUCUCCUUGGAUGCGUUUUGCUGUCUUAUUUGAAGCUAUAUCAGAUAAAAUUACUCCUACAGAAAUGCACUCAGUGCAUACAUAUUAUGAAAUGUUUAGGCAAAAGAAAAUCAGCCGGGAUGAUUUCAUAAUCAAGCUGAGGUUGAUAGUGGGUGAUCAGUUGUUGAAGUCCACAAUUACCAGUCUCCAGUGCAAGCUGCCACCCAAUUCCGCAUGCCCAUUGGAAGCUCAAUAACGGACGACAUUGAAGUUCUAUGCAACUAUCCGGUGCUUCAGCUUCCUCGUACCGAUCUUCAAGUUGUUAGCUGUUAAAUAAAUGAUUAUUGAAGUGAUGACUAUUGUGUCUUAGUAAUAGUUGGAAACCUGCCCCUUGUUCUUUCUCCGCUGUUAAUGUAGGUUAAGUUUUGUUAGUUGUCUGUCAUACAGCUUUUAAAGUCAACGGCCUGCUUGUGUAAUUUGGUCUGCUUGUUGUGAGUUAUCAAAGCAAGGCGAUGUUGAAGAAAGACGUUUUUGUGAAUUCAGUAUUUGGCCCUUUGCUUGAAUGGCUUACAACUUUGCUCUAAAGCAAUUGAAGAGUAACCAUAGCAGUAUUGAGUUUUUCUUAA
Coffea arabica (coffee) is the source of this 2752-nucleotide messenger RNA. Its product is annotated as inactive poly [ADP-ribose] polymerase RCD1. The record is from RefSeq and is a predicted model, not a curated record. NCBI's taxonomy places the organism in Eukaryota, Viridiplantae, Streptophyta, Magnoliopsida, Gentianales, Rubiaceae. Gene Ontology annotation, molecular function: NAD+ poly-ADP-ribosyltransferase activity.